UAACCAUGUCAGCUGUCCCAUCAACAGUCGUCUAAUUUGUGGAUCGGUUGCAGAACAAGAAUUUUAAGUUUUCCACAAUGGAAUUUUAGAACGUUGUGAUAGUCAAAAGACAAGUGUUUUGUUCCCAGAGCAACGCUAAUGGAAAUAUUUUUGUGCCGCACAGAAAGACUCGACGUGUUAUGAGCAGCAGCAUUCUCCGCCCACACUCACACUCUCACUCUCAACAUCGUACUCUGUGGCUUGUGGCAGUUUUGCUGGGACCCUGGGGUAGAGAGCUGAGUCGACGACGGUCCUAGCUGCUCACCAUGAUAAUGAACAUGGAGGGCGGCCAUUCUGGGGAGCAGUAUCUACCGGCCCGGGGGCAGCACGGAUCUCCUGCCUGUAUGCUGACCAGUACACCUGUAGGAGUGGCGCCUCCAGGGAUGUACGGGGCGAUGUCUGGACACCACGCGGGAAUGGAACUCCAAUCCCUUGGUUACCCUAACACACCCGCUAAGGUCAACGACUCUACGGGCACCCUAGGCAGCGUAUCCCCCCGAUCAGACGACUCGAACCCCAACAACGAAGAGACCAGCUCCGAGGCGCUGUCCGGCGACAUCAAGAAACACGUGUUGGGCGGAGGCGGUGGGGCUGGGUCGUGUCUGGAUGGCGGCGACACCUCAGAAGAAGGUAUGAGCGAGGAGCAGGCGAAGAUGUACUCCGGGACCUCUACGCUAUCCCAACAGGCUCGGCGUUUCGCAGACGUGAAGCCUCCCUACUCCUACAUCGCUCUCAUCACCAUGGCGAUCGAGAGCUCCCACUCAGGCAUGAUGACCCUCAACGAGAUCUAUAGCUUCAUCAUGAACCGUUUCCCGUACUUCAAAGAGAACCAGCAGCGCUGGCAGAAUUCCAUUCGCCACAAUCUUUCCUUAAACGACUGUUUCGUGAAGAUUGCCCGGGCCCCAGGUAGACCGGGCAAGGGAAAUUACUGGGCUCUGCAUCCGGCUUGUGGUGACAUGUUCGGCAACGGAAGUUUUCUAAGGCGGGCGAAGAGGUUCAAACUGACAAGGCCCAAGUCGGAAAACAGCUCUCACAUCCAGCACGUGAACUCCUACAGCCAUUUCAACAUGUACGGCCCGCACACGGGUGGAUACAAACCGUACCCGUCCUUCAACCCACUGGCAUUUGGCUCUCUGUCUCACGGUCUGUCACAGGCCCAGCAGUAUGCCCUACAGCACAAGCCGCAGGAUGCGUGGGGAUCCGCCCCCAGCUACGCCUCUUACUACAACAACAGUGGGAUGGCUCCAACCCAGGGUCUGGCCACGCCUCCGCCUCCACUGGGCGCUAGUUCAACCACUGGGUCAAGCUUCCAGAGUUCUGGACUGUCUAGUCACCACCUCGGCUCCUCCUCUUUAGCCUCAUCACACCUGACAGGCUCCGCCCAUCUCGGUAGCUCCCCCCAUAUUGGCACGUCCUUGCCCUCGUUAGGCGGGGCUUCUCUGGGAGGCUCAUACAGCAGCUCCCAUUUCUCCGCACCGACACUUGGUGCUUCGGGCUUCUCAAGCAGCACGCUAACCGCGCCACCACCACACCUGGGCAGCUCGUACCACCUUCCAGUGAGCAUGGCACCCCAGGUUCCGUCACCAGGUCCUUCCUCUAACGGACUGCCCAGCAGUUACCCCGCUCUCUCACAGAACCCUUACAACUGUUCGCAAUACGCACCACAGCCGCCACUCAGAACGUAACGUUUACUUGUUACUCAUGACGUUUUAAGAAAUCCUAACCCAGAACUAACACGAGCCCUUCCGACAGGGGCGUUGCUCACGGGCGUAUCAGUUGAGUGAUAGCCCGCGGCGCGUUCUCCUACGCCAAAGUGGCAUUUGGUUAAUCCAAUAAGUGAGCAGCUUGUAGCGUCCAUUUAAACAUUGUCAUUGAUGCUCUUGUUGAAAUAUCUCACUGAGAAUACAAGUAGGGUAAACACCACCCCGAUUUAUUUCCUACUUCCAUAUAUGCAGCGUCACCUCUAUAUGAAACAGUACCCUCUUUGAUCUCGACUCUAUCGUUCUCCCAGAAUGACAAAUUGAGAUUAAAAAAAAAAGAAAUAUGAUCUUUGUAGGAUCUGUGAAAAAGAGAACGUGAACUCCCUCUCAGCCCGGGCUGGCCCUGAUAGACAAGGUCGG
This is a messenger RNA of Aplysia californica (California sea hare), 2159 nucleotides long. Its product is annotated as forkhead box protein B2. Bases 306 to 1724 code for a protein of 472 amino acids. Lineage: Eukaryota; Metazoa; Mollusca; Gastropoda; Aplysiida; Aplysiidae. The transcript has 3 exons. The record is from RefSeq and is a predicted model, not a curated record. Gene Ontology annotation, biological process: regulation of transcription by RNA polymerase II; anatomical structure morphogenesis; cell differentiation. Gene Ontology annotation, molecular function: RNA polymerase II cis-regulatory region sequence-specific DNA binding; DNA-binding transcription factor activity, RNA polymerase II-specific.